AUGAGGGACAUUUCGUACUCAUCAUCUCAAGGGGGUGCCGGCCCAGGAAUCCCAUACCGGGACCCGGUUAUAUGUCUAACAUUGGUUUCACACAUUCUAUGUAUCACACCAUUGAGACGGAGCCACCUGCCCUUGAUGCGGAGGGCUUCGCAAUCUGUGGUAGCUGUGUAUCCUCGUCAAAUCCUCAUAUGCAAACAAGGUGUGCGAGACACACUGGACAUGUUCCUGAUUACAUUGCCGAAGUUGUCGAGUUGGAGGAUCUCUCUCCUCUCAACGACAGCAAAGGGUCUUGACAUCAAUGUGGAUGCAAACAGGUGGGCAAAGGUUGGGCAAAGGCGUGGGUUCCCCAUCCAGCUUCAGCUGAACUCAGAUGACAAUUCCACCAUCGUUGACGUGGGGCUUCAAGAUAAGACCAGCAUCGAGACACUGUUCAUUUAUGGAGCAUAUAGGAUGGGUCUCGCCAAUACCGUUUCAGAUGCGAAGGACGUUGAGGGUAUGUCUAACAUUGGUUUCACACAUUCUAUGUAUCACACCAUUGAGACGGAGCCACCUGCCCUUGAUGCGGAGGGCUUCGCAAUCUGUGGUAGCUGUGUAUCCUCGUCAAAUCCUCAUAUGCAAACAAGGUGUGCGAGACACACUGGAUUGCCGAAGUUGUCGAGUUGGAGGAUCUCUCUCCUCUCAACGACAGCAAAGGGUCUUGACAUCAAUGUGGAUGCAAACAGGUGGGCAAAGGUUGGGCAAAGGCGUGGGUUCCCCAUCCAGCUUCAGCUGAACUCAGAUGACAAUUCCACCAUCGUUGACGUGGGGCUUCAAGAUAAGACCAGCAUCGAGACACUGUUCACCUUUGUUCACUCUAUCAUCUCUAAAACCCGCGCGGACCCAACGCUUUGGGUCAUAGCCUAUCAGGAAAACGUUAGGGUGAUCUUUGGUGUCUUUGUCUCAGGGAACCACAUCUUUGAGCACUAUGUCUUUGCAAAGGAGGUCUUUCGAGGACUCUGUCUUUGGGUGCAAUUCUUUGAUAUUCAAGCUGAGGCUAUCAGGUCUUUCAGUCAAAAGAAGCCAGAUGCGCACCGCACUGUCAGGAUGAAUGAUAAUCAAUAG
Molecule: messenger RNA, 1101 nt
Organism: Laccaria bicolor S238N-H82
Lineage: Eukaryota; Fungi; Basidiomycota; Agaricomycetes; Agaricales; Hydnangiaceae
Exons: 9
Coding region: 1-1101 (366 amino acids)
Source: RefSeq, a predicted model, not a curated record